Molossus molossus (Pallas's mastiff bat) is the source of this 509-nucleotide messenger RNA. It is a transcript of the gene S100A12, whose product is annotated as S100 calcium binding protein A12. Gene Ontology annotation, biological process: antimicrobial humoral immune response mediated by antimicrobial peptide; positive regulation of canonical NF-kappaB signal transduction; endothelial cell migration. Bases 147 to 425 code for a protein of 92 amino acids. The transcript has 3 exons. Gene Ontology annotation, molecular function: RAGE receptor binding; calcium ion binding. Gene Ontology annotation, cellular component: cytoplasm; extracellular exosome. Lineage: Eukaryota; Metazoa; Chordata; Mammalia; Chiroptera; Molossidae. The record is from RefSeq and is a predicted model, not a curated record.
GAAUCAGAGAAGUUGCCUCACUAGAGGUCAAAGGUGAAACCCGAAUGCCUUAUAAAACCUUCCGGGCUCAGGGCUCCUCACCAGAACAGGCUUCUUGCUAGAGCUCCACACUCCUGUACAUUGAGGGUUAACGUGAGGUUGGGAAGAUGACGAAGCUGGAAGACCACCUGGAGGGAAUCAUCAACAUUUUCCACCAGUACUCCGCUCGGGUGGGGGAUUUUGACACUCUCACCAAGAGUGAGCUGAAGCGGCUGAUCACAAAGGAACUUAGCAACACCAUCAAGAACACCAAGGAUCAAGCCACCAUUGACAAAAUAUUCCAAGAGCUGGAUGUUAAUGGAGAUGGACAGGUCACGUUUAAGGAAUUCAUAAUCCUGGUGGCCAGGGUGCUGGCGACUGCCCAUGAUAAUAUCCACACUGAGUAGGGAGCUCCGAGUGCCUUUCUGCCAACAAUGUCCGCAAGAAGAACCUAGGGAAGUGAGAGUUAAUAAAUGUAUUCUUGAAAAGUU